Messenger RNA from Vanessa tameamea, 1566 nucleotides. RefSeq names its product multiple inositol polyphosphate phosphatase 1-like. The transcript has 5 exons. Lineage: Eukaryota; Metazoa; Arthropoda; Insecta; Lepidoptera; Nymphalidae. Gene Ontology annotation, molecular function: acid phosphatase activity; inositol phosphate phosphatase activity. The coding region runs from base 184 to 1476 and encodes 430 amino acids. The record is from RefSeq and is a predicted model, not a curated record.
UCUUCGUGAGUUUGACGAAGAUGACAAUUUUAUGACGCCUCCGUAAAUAUUUUUUACUUUUUGUAAACUUGUUCCGAUGAUCCAAAAUGUAUGAAAAAAUAUCGAAUCAUUCUUAGUUCAUUUUUGACUUCAUCAGAGAAGACACUUCAUGUUUUAUAUUAGAAGUUAGAAAUAUAAAUCAAAAUGAUAGCAUUUACUAUAGUAAUAUUAUUUAUUUGCUAUGUAAAUACUGCCAAGUCAUCUUAUUGUUACUGGAAUACAGGAUGCCCUUAUAAGUAUUUAUCUACAGAAACUCCAUAUAGUUCUGUACGAGGAGACAUUCGAGACUCGAUUGUCAAAUUAACAGGGUGUGAACCAGUCAGCCUAUGGGGUAUAUAUAGACACGGGAAGAGACAACCGAGCACUCAUUUCGGGAGAAUGAUGAAAGAAGCUAUAUCCAUUAGGAAUUAUGUUGUAUCGAGCUAUGAAAAGGGUCACAGUUCGCUUUGUGCCCAGGACGUUGAGAAUUUGCGGAACUGGGAAUUCAAUGGCAGUUUUUUCGACGGUAAACAAGACAUAACGGAAGAAGGUCGAAGAGAAAUGAUCGGUCUCGGUAAACGUUUGAAAGAAGCGUUUCCGACGUUAUUAAAUAAUCUCGAAAAGGAUAGUUACACGUUUCGAUCCGCUAGAGGCCCUUGGAUUGAAAAGAGCAUUAACCACUUCGUUAUGGGCUUAGGAAAUGGAAACUUAAUCAUUGAUGCUUCCAAAGCUGACCUUGAUAUAAUGGAUCCAUACGCUACAUGUUCAUCUUACCAGAAGAAUGUCCAAAACAAUCCUGAAAUCUUUGCAGAAGCUGACAAAUUUCUAAAUACAUCAGAUUACUUGGCGACAAAAGACCGAAUUCAACGGAGAAGCGGAAUAGAUUACACCCUCAGUGAUGAAAAUGUUACAGCAUUAUAUGACUUAUGUCGUUAUACGUGGUCCGCCAUCGACGAUAAACUUAGUCCCUGGUGUGCACUUUUUACCAAGGAUGAUUUACAAGUCCUCGAAUACAUCCAAGAUUUAAGACAUUAUUACAAAAAUGGUUAUGGAACAUCGGUGAAUGAAAUAUUUGGAAGAAUCCCGUUAGGAGAUUUGGUACAAAGUUUUGAAAAUGUUAAACGAGGCGAUGGCAAGAAGAUCGUUGCUUAUGUCACUCAUGCUACCAUGUUGGAUCAGAUAUACACAGCGUUAGGGCUUUUUAGAGAUAAUGAGCCAUUGACCGGUUCGAACAGAGAUCGUGAAAGAAAAUGGAGGACGAGUAAGAUUUCGGUGUUUUCGGCUAAUUUAGUAGCAGUCUUAAACCGAUGUGUAAAAGAGGGCUUAUCGGAUUACAACGUUGUGUUCUACUUAAACGAAGAGCCGAUGAGAUCGAUAUGUGAGGAGGGCGUUUGUUCCUGGCGAGAGUUCGACUCCAAAUUGCGACCAUUUAUUAACACAACUAUCGACUUUUGCUAGAUUCAGAAUUAACCUUAUUAAUCUACGAACAAAAGCUCGUUAGAAACUGAAACAAGUUCUAUCUAUCAUGUAAUCUUACUUCUUAAAUAU